Stomoxys calcitrans (stable fly) is the source of this 17628-nucleotide messenger RNA. It is a transcript of the gene Mical, whose product is annotated as F-actin-monooxygenase Mical. Gene Ontology annotation, molecular function: protein binding. The transcript is spliced from 22 exons. Lineage: Eukaryota; Metazoa; Arthropoda; Insecta; Diptera; Muscidae. The record is from RefSeq and is a predicted model, not a curated record. The coding region runs from base 118 to 16194 and encodes 5358 amino acids.
UUAAUAUUUUAAGAUAAAUUACUAAAACCUAAAAAAAAUUAAUUAAUCAAAUCAAAGUCCUUGAGUUUGGCAUUAACAAAUUGUUCGUUCUGAACUUUAUGUUAAAGAGUAUUUAAAAUGUCAGAAGCGGAUGAUGACCAAUGCAUGAGUCGGUCAGCUCAUCAACGCCAACAACAGAAGCUGCAAAUGCAGCAGCAGCAGUUGUUGGCGCAACAAAUGGCUGACAAUGAGGCAGCCGCUGCUGCGGCCGAGAUGUUCGAUCUCUUUUGUGUGGCCACCACAAUGCGUCAAAUAUUGGGCCUGCAUCGUCAAAUGUGCGAUGUCGUCGGUCUACGUCCUGCCCCGCUUAACGAAUUCUAUCCGAAGCUGAAAACUAAAGUGCGUUCAUGGAAAGCUCAAGCACUGUGGAAAAAAUUCGAUGCCAGAGCUUCACAUAGAGCCUAUGCUAAGGGCAAUGCUUGUACGGGUACGCGUGUUCUGGUAAUUGGUGCCGGCCCCUGUGGUCUGCGCACAGCCAUUGAAGCCCAAUUGUUGGGUGCCAAAGUAGUGGUAGUGGAGAAAAGAGAUCGCAUAUCCCGCAAUAAUGUGCUCCAUCUGUGGCCAUUCGUCAUCACCGAUCUGCGUAAUUUGGGCGCCAAAAAAUUCUAUGGUAAAUUUUGUGCCGGUUCCAUAGACCACAUCUCUAUACGACAGCUGCAAUGCAUACUGCUCAAAGUGGCUUUGCUACUGGGCGUCGAAAUUCAUGAGGGUGUAUCAUUUGAUCGCACCAUUGAGCCCAGCGGUGAUGGUUGUGGUUGGAGAGCUCAAGUUUCACCUGCCGAUCAUGCUGUAUCCCAUUAUGAAUUUGACGUCUUAAUAGGUGCGGAUGGCAAACGUAAUACCUUGGAGGGCUUCAAGCGCAAAGAGUUUAGAGGCAAAUUGGCCAUUGCCAUAACGGCAAAUUUUAUCAAUAAGAAAACCGAAGCUGAGGCCAAGGCGGAGGAAAUUAGCGGUGUGGCCUUCAUAUUCAAUCAGUCAUUCUUUAAGGAGCUGUACCAUACAACUGGUAUAGAUUUGGAAAAUAUAGUCUAUUACAAAGAUGAGACGCACUAUUUUGUAAUGACCGCCAAGAAGCAUAGUCUCAUAGACAAGGGUGUCAUUAUGCAGGACUUUGCCGAUCCUGCUGAACUUUUGGCCCCCAUUAAUGUAAAUACUGAAAAACUCUUGGACUAUGCCCGAGAAGCCGCUGAAUUUUCUACCAAAUACCAAAUGCCAAAUUUAGAAUUCGCCGUUAACCACUAUGGCAAACCAGAUGUUGCCAUGUUUGAUUUUACCUCAAUGUUUGCUGCUGAAUCUUCAUGUCGCGUUAUAGUACGUCAUGGCUUUAGAUUAUUGCAAUGCUUGGUGGGUGAUAGUUUGCUGGAACCAUUUUGGCCCACCGGUUCUGGUUGUGCUCGUGGCUUCCUCUCCAGCAUGGAUGCUGCUUAUGCCAUUAAACUUUGGGCAAAUCCCGCCAACAGUACUUUGGGUGUAAUGGCCCAACGUGAGAGUAUUUAUAGACUUUUGGGUCAAACAACACCGGAAAACUUACAACGUGAUACCGGUGGUUACACCGUAGAUCCAGCCACUCGUUAUCCCAACUUAAAUCGUACCUCCGUUAAUGUAUGGCAAGUGAAACAUCUUAUUGAUACCGAUGAUAAAAACAUAUUGGAACAAACAUUUAUGGAUACAAAUGCCUUGCAAGUUACUCAGGUUGAUACACCAGUACGCAGGAAACGUCGCAGUGGUGAUACUAUGCCUUUAAGCGCGGUUUUAUUACGAUGGAUCUGUGCCCAAUUGCAUGCCUAUGAUUUUGCCAAGGAGCUUAAGGAGGUUUCCGAUGUUUUCACCAAUGGCAAGGUUUUGUGUGCUCUAAUCAAUCGCUAUCGCCCCGAUCUAGUCGACUUCAAUGCAAUCAAAGAUUUAGGCCCCAUUGAAAUGAAUGAUCUCGCCUUCAAAAUACUCGACAAAGAGUUACACAUACCCCGCAUAAUGAGCGGCAAAGAUGCCGCCCAGUUAAAUACAAUUGAAUCGAAAAUAUGGCUUAAUUAUUUGGAACAAAUCUGUGAAGUAUUUCGUGGAGAAAUACCCCAUGUUAAACAUCCUAAAAUUGACUUUAGCGAUUUGCGUGAAAAAUAUCGCGUUAACUAUACCCAUGCCCAGCCAGAUUUUUCAAAACUUUUACAACUGUCCAGCAAACAAAAGGCCAAAUCACCAAUAGAAGAUGCUGUCGAUGUGCCACAAGCAGCGCAAAAACGUUCCGUUCUAGAUGAGGAGAAAUUGAAACGCCAGCGACGUCAUGAACAAAUGUUGGGCGCUGGUAAUGCUGCAACGGGUGCAGGCAAUGCAGCACAAACUGAUACUCCUCGGCGUGCCAAAAAGCGACGCAGUGCUGAAAAAGCUGCCAAUAUUGAGGAACGUCAAAAGCGUUUAGAAGAAAUUGAACAAAAUCGUCAAGAUCGCCAGAGCAAACGUCGCCAGCAACGUUAUCAGCAAACGCAGAACUUUUACAAAUCCCUACAUAUGUUGCAAGCGAAUAUCUUGCUACGUGAAGCUGAUGAGAAUACACCCUUCGAGGACUAUUCCAUAUUUUUAUAUCGUCAACAGGCACCGGAGUUCAAUGAUCGUGUCAAAGAGCUGGAAAGAAAAUUAUUGUUUCCCGAUCGUGAACGUGGAGACAUACCCUCUAGUGCACCACGUUCCAAUGCCGAUGAGCAAUUUAGUGAUCGCAUAAAGUCUAUGGAACAACGCAUAUCCUCGCGCAAUAAUUAUGGCAAUGAUAAGAAGCCCAAAGAUUUAAUGCGUGCCAUUGGCAAAAUUGAUAGCAACGAUUGGAAUGUGCGUGAAAUUGAAAAGAAAAUCGAACAAUCCAAGAAAACCGAAGUCCAUGGACCCAAAGGUAGGGAGAAGGUACCCAAAUGGAAUAGGGAACAGUUCCAGGCGCGUCAACAUAAAAUGGCCAAGCCCACACGUCAAGAUUCGGCCGAGGAAAAAUUCAAAGAAAUCGAUCAAACAUUAAAGAAUCUUGACAAACAACUGAAAGAGGGUAAUGUUUUGGAGGUGGGCGAAAGGGGUCGCAAUAAAGUGGCCUCCAUAGCAGGACAAUUUGUAAAGCGCGAUGAUACACCGGAAGAAAAGACUCCCCCUGCCCCCCCGGCAUCAACGAAAUCUAGCACUAAAGUGGCCCUGGCCUUUAAGAAACAGGCAGCCUCGGAAAAAUGCCAUUUCUGUCGACAAACUGUAUAUCUCAUGGAGAAACUGCAAACUGAAAACUUGGUGAUGCAUCGUGGUUGCCUUAAAUGUCAUCAUUGUCAUACCAAUCUACGACUGGGCGCCUAUGCCUUCGAUCGGGAUGAUCCAAAUGGUCGUUUCUAUUGUACCCAGCAUUAUAGACUGCCAGCCAAACCCACAAGGCCCGUUGUGCGUAAGCCAGGACAAAGGAAAUCUGCUCCCCAAACAAAAGAGGAUGCUGCCGCUGCCACUCUAGGUAUUACACCUGCAGAGCAAACUGCUGAACUUGUUGUCAACAGUGGUGACGAGUCAGGCGGUGAUGACCCUAGAACACCCGAAAAACGUGGACCUGUUGAUAAUGUCAGCAAAAUGGAUCUUUUGGAACGUGGCCAAACACCAGAACGUAUAGAAUUUGAAAAUACCGAUGCCAUGUCGGAUGGUGAACCCUCGGAAGAGCAUAUAAUAGAUGAGCAUGAAUGGUCUGGUCGUAACUUCUUGCCGGAAUCCAAUAAUGAUUCCGAAUCAGAUCUCUCUAGUUCCGAUGAAUCCGAUACUGAAUCGAAUUCGGAUAUGUAUGAGGAGGCAAAUGAUUCACCAUUGGGUGUGCAAACAUUGCAAUUGGCUUCUGAAUGGAUUGGCAAGCAAAAUUAUUCGGAUAGUGAUGUUUCGGAUGAUAAUUAUGAUUCUAGUGAAGGUUUAGCGGAUGAUGGCAAAGACGACACCGAAGGUGAGGAUUUUGUCAAAGCCAGAGAAAAACGACGUGAAGAAGUUCGCUUACCUCCACUGCCGCCUAAUUUGCCCACAGAUACGGAAACCGAGAUAAAAUCUUUAACGGAAUCUAACGAUGACAACAACGAACAAAUGACAAGACCAACAACCAACGAAAUUCCUAAGACCUCAAGCGAAACGAAUACGACGGACAAUAAAAUCAAUGAAGAAACUUUAGCGGAGUUGAAACCACCCUCCUUUACAGAACGUCAAGAUUCUGUUAACUCUGAUCAAUCAUUCAAAUCCACAACGUCUUCUUUGCCCAUGACAAAUGGCACUGCAGAUGAACAGAAUCUUAAUACAAAUCCAAUAGCAACGUUAAACAGCAACUCCGCCACCACCAAAUUCUCAAAAGCUGAUAUGGAAAAAUUGGAAAGAAAUUCCGAUACUAAACUAAGUGCCGAAAUAGAUGCCAUCAGUGCCAAAUUGUACAACAUGAACAAUGUUGUCAAAAUGAACAAGGAUCUGGAGACAUUGGCCAAGGAGAAUCUCAUACAAAGUGAUAUAUUGAAAAAGUUAAGUAUGAAAGAGAAAUGGCUGGCAGACAACAAACCUGCCGGUGCCCCAACUCCUGUGGUAGCUCUUAGCAAAUUUGAUGAGAAAAUUGACAAACUUUUACCCAAAUCCAAAUUUAUGGACCAAAAUACGAACAAUAAAGAUCCCUAUGCUCCAAAAUCGCAAUUUAAGGACGUGACCAAGAAGCCGGAGGAAGCUGCAGUGCCUUCUUCCGAUGUGGCAGCCAAAACUCCAGAAUCUGGGAAAAAUGAACAGCAAAAAGCUAAAGAUAGUCGUGAAGUUCUGGCCCAAAUCAAAGAGCUGAUAAACAAAGAAAAUGAGCAAUUAAAGGCAGCAGCCAAGAAGCCUCCUAGCCGAACGAAUAGCUUUAAGAAUAACAAUAGGAGUCCCCUAUUAAAACCAAAGUCCGCCGCUGAAGUUAUUCCUCAAAAGAAUGUUGGCAAUGAGGGCAAAAUGGAAAUUGAAAAUAUUUUGGGCAUUGUGAAAAAUAUAGAAAUAUCCAAAUCCGAAACCGCCCUCAAGGCCAAGGAUAAGGAUAAGGGCUCCAAGGCGCAACCACCCGCCCAAGAUAUUGGAAAAAUGUUGUAUCGCAUCGAAACAAAGUUUUCCCCCAAACCCAAUAGACGCAUGAAUGACAAGCUUAAAGAAAUCGAAGCUAAAAAUUUCUCCGGUACCCUGGACAGUAUAAAGUCACAAAUGGAAGUGCCCACCGUAAGUGCCCAGGCAGUACCAGCCAAUGUAGAUUUAUCGAAAUAUUUUCCAAAUCAACAACAACGUAAGGAUUCUGUCAGUGCUGUAAAUAAAAAUCAAAAAUCCUUGAAUGAAGUUGAUUUGACCAAAUACUUUCCCACCAGUCCGGCGCCACAGAGAAAAACCUCGGUGGUCACCGUGGCUGAUCGUUUGAAGAAAAGUCAAACGGAAAAGGCUUUGGAUGCGAAAAAGGAUGGCAAUAAAGUCAAUGCUCCCAAAAGGCAAAUAUCCAUGGGAGAUGCUGACGGAAGUGCCACCACCAGUACCAACUUUAGUUUAAAGGAUAAUCAAAUGGAUGGUGCCAUCGAUUUAGCCAAAAUGAAAGCAGGCGCAAAAAUUGUUGCCCCAAAUAGUUUAACUAAGGUGGAUGAAGGGACUAAGACUCAAACUAAACCAAUGGCCGCCAAGGUGGUAACACCAUUAAAUACUGGGCCAAAGCUGGAUGUUGUCAGCAAAACUCAAACCAAACCAAUUGUAAAGACUAAUACUGCUGCGCCCAAGCAAGAUGAAGUCAACAAAUCUCAAGUUAAACCAAAAACAAAUAUUCUGGCUGGCGGUAAAACAGAAACAAAGGACAAUAACAAGACGGUCACCACAACAUCGGCCAUAGCUACAGUGGCUAAAAGUGGCAAAAAAGUGAAAAUAAUUAAGAAAAUUGUACGCAAAGGAUCUCUUAAGAAAAAUGAUGCCAACAACAAAGUCGAAAAGAAAUCGCUUGUAGCUCGCGAUGACGAUGAUCUCAUAUUGGAUGAGAUUUUACAAAAUGUCAGCGACGAGAUGCGUUCUCCCAGUUUGGAAUAUCAACAGCUAUUCCAAGAGGAAAGGUCACCCAGUGAUGAUUUAUCCGAUAAAAUUGAAUCAAUUCUAGAAGAGACUGGUAUCGACUUGGGUUUGGAGAGGAAAUCACCUGCGGGUCCACAGAAGAAACUGCUUAAGGCCAAAUCCUUUGGUGAAGGAGAAUUACAAUCACGCAAAAAUAGCUUGGCGGUUGAUAGCACGGUUGCCGACUUGAACAAAGAAGAGGGAGAUCUGCCCAGCGGUGUACAAAACAUACUCAAGCGUUUUGAGUCUUUAAGUUCUGUGCCCUCCGCUGGUUCCUUAGCCUCCUCUGCAACGGAGCCAAACUUUAAGUUAAGGCGCAUGGAGUCGACCACAAGCAAUUUAAAUAAAUCCAAGGAGUCAAUAGUUUCCAAGGAAUCGGACACAUUCAGCGAUUUGGAAAAGACCAUGGAAUAUUUGAAAUCGGAAUGGCGUAGUGAGGCCACCAAUUUCUUGCAAAAGAAACGCAAAGAUUUCAUGAAGUCUCGACAAACGCAGGCCUCGGAUAGUUACGAGGAAGUAGCUCCUGUGGAACAAACCCAAUUUUCUGAAUACAAGGAUUCCAAGUAUGCCAAAUUCUUUGGAUUUAAACGCAAAAGUCCGGAAAAGACUAAAGCACCAGCGAAAACAAAACCAACGGAAUUGAAACCCAAAACACCUGAAAAGAGGAAAUCGCCGCUAAAGAAAAAACAAAAGUCGCCAGAAAAGAAAAUGAAACAACCUUCACCACCGCCAUCAAAGAGCCAUACAACAACGGCAGCUGCAAUAGCAGCGCCUAAAAGCAAAUCCCCCAUAGUUUAUGCCUCUCUGGAGGAACUUGCCCUUGUAAGCAAAAGUGAAGAAGUCCCUCCCAAAACUAAUCCCGAGCAGAAAGUGGAGGUCAAUUUGGAAAUGGAAGUUGAAAUUCAGUCAAAUAACAUCCUAAGUACAAAAGAAAUAAUUCCAGAAAUAAAAAAGUCACCCGAAAAAGUUACUAAGGAAAAAUCCGUUACACCUUCAACUUCGAUAAGCAACCAAAAUAGUUUCGAAAAGGCCUUAACCUUGGCCUUAAACAAACCCGAAGAGCCCAUACAGACUCUCGUCAAUAUUCCUAGUUCUAAUAAUCCAACUGAGACUUCCUCACUUCCUCAAACGCCUGAAUGUCAGACUCCCAAACGUCCUUUGGUGGAGGACAUACGUAAUUUACCCAAAACUGGCUGUGAUAAGUCACUAAGUAACUCACGCCGUGGCUCCAUCACCAGCAUACUGUCCAGAAGGCAGUCAAAUGGUUCUGUGGGUGAAAUAACCAUUGACAACCUAGAUUCACUACUAAGUCCCGAAGAUUUGCUAGAGGAUCCUUUGAAUAAAGCCAUACUAUUAAGCGAAAACUUUGAUGAAGAUUCCCUAUGUACCUCAAUAAGCAAAAGUCCAAGCAUUCAACCUAUAACGGCGACGCAAGUGCGAGGCUCCUCCGAAGACGAUAGCAUAGACAACUUAUUUAGCCAAUUUUCGGAUGAAAUGUUGGUCAACGUGGAGUUCGAUUCGAAUGAUGAGUUAAUAGAAAUCACACCAGUUGCAGAUGCUAAAGUGAAAAGCUCUACGGAACGUCAGCCGGCGUCAAAAAUGACUUCGUCUAGUCCCCCCAUAAGGCUGCAGGUACCCUUGAAAUCCCUACCUGUAAAUGAGAAGAAUUUCCCCAUGCGACCCAAACGAAGGCCUAAAAGCAAAUCCUCCUCUAGUGAUUCAACUCCACCUUUGCCCCCACAACGCAUUAAAAAGAAGCUAUCAAAACUCUCACCUUCCAGUAUGCCACCUUCGGUGCAGGAUCUCUUGCAGGAAGUUUGUAAAAUGGAGCAACCAUCUCAAGACGCAGCAGCAGCAACGAAUAGUAAGCUUCCCUUAAGGUUCCCUCGUAUUAUCGAUGAAGACGAUGUCCUCAUAGAGGACACACCUAUAGCCAGUAAACUAUUUACCCAAGAUAAACCGCAUAAAAGUCAAAAUCCCGAAACGCAAUCUCUGCAACAAAAGGAGGACAUACAAAUUUCGGCAAAUAUCGUUAAUGAUGGUUUUGGCUAUGGACCCAACAGAAAUCCCGAAAAUGUUACCGAAUUUACCAAAGUUCUUAAGCCAAUCGAAAUUGAAAUAGUUACACCAGAAGAAGUGAAUGUGGAAAAUCCCAUAGUCGCAGUUGCUGAUAGUACGAAAAAUCAAGGCUUGAAACCAAGAGCACCCUCAGUGGAAUGGAAUAUGGAAAUGUUACCAAAUAGUCCCAUGCCAAGGCAUAAACAGAUACAUAAACUCAUGGGAAAACCACCCUCCGUCGAAAGCCUGAAUGAGGAUGGGGUAGCGAAAAAGGAUGAAUGGAAUAUGGAAAUGUUGCCCAAAAGUCCUAUGCCACAAAGAAAGAAGAGGGAGGCUACCCAAUCUCCAGCCAAGGAACAAAGUGGAGGGGAUAAAACAACAUUCCUUCCCAGGGAGAAAAAAGAAGAAGAUGGAUCCUCAUUAUUGAAUGUCCCGAUAUCUACCAGAGACUCAAAUUCCAUGUUGAGGGAAAAAUCUCCCACCACCUCCAUUAAGAUGCUUAACGCCAUCGAUGUUACCACAGAAGAUUCGGAGAAACGUUUAAUCGAAGAAUUCGAAUCGGAGAGGCGUCACGCUCUCAUACAAAGAGACAAGGAAUAUAAUGUCGUCGAGAAAGUCGAACCUAAACCACCCCGUAAAGGCAGCGGAGGCAGUAAUACAUCCUCAAAGCUGGCCACUCCUAUCUCACUUACACCUUCCAAACAAAGCCCCAGAGAUUCCCGCCGAAGCUCUCAGCAAAGCAUUAACACCACCACCAGCACCAUGAAUCGUGGAGGAACCCCACCGAUGAUGAAGCCUUUGGAGCUACCCUCUUCGACGGCAAGUCCUUCGCAAUCUUCGAGGCACAGUUCAUUUGCAUUUAUAGAAUUGUUAGAUAGUAAACCCAUCAUAGCUCCAAUGCCCAAGAAACUUGAAUUGCCAAAAAUAGAAGAUGAGGUGGUGAAGCCGGACAAUAUCAAUGAAAAUACAAUUCCUGAGGAAAUGAAGAAUAGGCCUUGGCCCAAGCCUCAAUUGGACGACGACGAGGAUGAGGAGGAUAAAGACAAGGGUAUGGAUACAAUAGAUGGUGAGGAGUCUCAUCCGGUAGAAUAUGCCAAUGUUGUGGUAGCUGCGGGUCCCAAACGAUUAUGGCCAGAUGGUAGAACUAUUUUCGAUAAAAACAAAAAAGAAUACAACCGAAAAACUAAGCCUCGCUCGGAGACCCCAGAAAUCGGUCACUACAGCGCGGAUAUGACAUGGGAUGAUAAGGUGAAACCGUCUUCCAAAUCCAUAAACGAUUUAAGCAAAUAUUCCCUGCCCUAUUCUUCGAAUUACUCACUGGCGACUACAACAGGUCCUACACAAAUGUCCAAGUCUAGUAAUGACAGUGAAUACGAGUCACAUCGAACCAUCCACACUCCACAAAGGCCGACACGUCAACAUGCCAGUUCGAACCCAUCGCCGGCAACAAUUGAUGCCAGCACCCAAAUGCUAUUGGAACGCAGCAAAGAGUUGCAUGAUCGCAAAAGGGAUUUCGUCAAUGAGCGGGUGGUGGAACGUAAUCCUUAUAUGAAAGAUGUUAUUGCAGCGGACAGAAGAAAUUCGUUAAGCGGUGUUGGUACUACCAACUAUGGCAGCAGAUACUAUUCGGAUGAUGAUGACGAUGAUGAUGAUGAUAUAUCUCCAACAUACAGGCCCUCCCGGCACUAUACCUCGAAUUUGUCCAGCAGCACUAACACCAAUCGCUUUCCUAGCUCGAGAGCCUUGGGCAGACCACAUGUCAGCACACAUUAUGAUUAUGUACCCACAUAUACCGAGGGCAUGUCUUCAUCUUCGAACUUAUAUGGCAGUAGUCGACGUUUGCCCACUGUUACUCCCUUGUCUUCACUGAAUACCGGCACUUACUCCUCCUCAUACAAACCUUAUACAUCGUCAACUGGUCGUAGUUCGUAUCUCAAUGAUAUUUCCAGUCGGCGUUCCCCCUCUCAUUACCGUGAUAGAGGCGGAGAUCAUUUAAAAAACGACAAUUGUAUUCUGUCUGUUCAAAGCGAUUCCGAAAGUUCGACGUCCGACGAAUUGGAACAUAAUUCGGCCACCGAAAUUUCUACAGAUUCUGAGUUUGAUAAUGACGAACUUAUCCGUAGUGCCCCAAAGAUAUUUAUAGAUGAUACGCAUCUGAGAAAGCCCACUAAAGUCCAGGUGAAAUCAACAAUCAUACCACCAUCCAUGACACAAAACUACAAUGGCGCAAAUACACAGCAUAAGGCAAUAAGUGGUGCUGGCGGUGGUACGUAUUUGGCCAAAUAUCAAACACAACAACAACAGCCAUUAAUGCCACAAUUCAAACCAUUGGUUCAAGUUGAUCCAUCGCUGUUGACAAGCAAUCGUACCCCAUUGCAAAAUCCUAGGCCAGGUGAUUAUCUGCUUAACAAAACUGCCAGUACCGAAGGUAUUGCCUCCAAAAAGAGUUUAGAGUUGAAGAAACGUUAUUUGCUUGGGGAACCUGCCAAUGGCAAUAAGAUUCAAAAGUCAGGCUCCACCUCAGUAUUGGACUCGCGUAUACGUAGUUUCCAAUCCAACAUUUCCGAAUGUCAGAAACUUUUGAAUCCCAGCAAUGAAAUUAGUCCCAGUAUGAAGACCUUUUUGGAUCGCACCAAAUUGGGCGAAAAGACUAGUCAAGAGUUAAUGCGUUCAGCCACUAACAAUAUUCUCAACGAUCUUAAAGUGGAGAUCACCAUACAAAAAGCCUCGUCCACAGCUUCAACAGACAAUGAAAAGGAAAAUGUCUUUGUCAACAGUAAAAAUGAGCUCAACAAAUGCAUGGAGUACUCGGAAACGGUAAAUGCCGUGUUACUGGAUGCCAUGUCACCCAACAAGAAAUCUCCCGCCACCACGCCCACUAAUAAUAAGAGCAACAUAAUCGAGACAGUGGAUUUGGUGACACCGGAGAAGGAAAUCGAUCGUGACAAAUCCGAUAGCAAUAAAGUCAUUGACUUAACAGGGGAUUCGCCGGAUCAAAAAAGUAACCGGACCAUAUUGGAAAAUGAGACCAAAACUCCAGAUGUCUCCAAAGAUGUAAAACAAGUCAUACCAGACAUUUUGGGGCACAUAGAAGAGCACAAGGACACUUCGUCCUCAAGCAAAGAAGAGAAAUCUCCCCAGCAAGAGGAUAAUAAUAUGGAGAAAGCGGAUGCGCCCGAAAAGCAGCAAGAUCAACACGAUGACACUGAAGUGCAGGAUGUGCAAAUUGAGGUGCCCAACAUCGCCUGGAAGGCUCACAACUCAGAUAAUCUUUCGUCAUCUUCAACUCACUCCACUUGCUCAUCGCACUCAUCUAGUUUAGAAGACAUCGAACAUUUCAUUUUAGAGUCUACCACUAGUCCAGAAACCCACAAUAGUGCAAUAGCCAUGGUAUCCACCACAUCGACUGGAACUGGGCAUCAGGUGCCACGCGUUGAAGUUCAUGAUAGCUCAGGCACCCUUAUGCAAAUUGAUAGUCUUAUGAUUAUAGAUGGAAAGUAUGUGGGCGAUCCGGAAGAUCUCAAGUACAUGGAAGUACCUGAGGGCAUUAUUGUGCCCGCACAGCCGGCGUUGAAGACUACAGAGCUGGGGGAUGAGCAUGAAGCAGACCACGAGCACGAACCUGUUACUGCCACCCCCGAGCCCAUUGAAACCACAGUCAUUGAGGUAAAGGGGCAAAGGGAGGUAACCACCGCUAUCAGGCAGGAGGAUGACGAGGAGCCCCCACCACUGCCAGAAAAUGGACCACCACUGCCAGCAAAAGGGCCUCCGCGGGUAAAUCCCUCCAUGCUUAAAUUCGACACUAGAAAUGAAAAUAAAAUUGAAAGUUUGAAGAAUCUGCCUCUAAUCCUGGACACUUCGGCUGUCGAGCAAACGAAAGCGGUAAAGCCCAUAAGCCUUAAUCUUAGCAGCGCACAAAAACCGGCAGAAUCCUCACCGAUUACAUCGCCUCUCAUCGAUAUGGAUAAGACACCCACAGGGGAUCUCUUGUCUCGAGGCUCAGAUUCCGAAACCGAACCCACAGGAACUGCACAAAUUCUAACCGAAACUGAGUUAUCCGAUUGGACGGCAGAUGAUUGUAUAUCAGAAAAUUUUGUCGAUAUGGAUUUCGUUAAAAGCAGCCACGGCAAGGGCAAGAGCCAUAAGAAAGGGAAACGGAAGGGUAAUGCAGCGACAGGUGGAGUCAGUGCUGCUGGUCGUUUGCCCAGCACAAAUGAAGUUAUGAAAGAAUUGGCAAAAACAGCUCCGGUGGCCGAGUUUGAAGGCAUAUUGAAAUCCAUUGAUCUGGAUGACAUAGAGUUUAUGGACACAGGCUCCGAUAGUUCGGGUACCGAGCCACAUUCGGCCACCAAUACGGCUCUUCUACGUAAUCGAGGCUAUGUCGAAUUUGUGGACCAAACAACUCCUAAGCAUUUACCCAAUGCGCCUAUAAAAUCGGCGCAGCCUAUUGUAUUUUCCUCAAACGAGACCUAUAAACCCAUUGCCAUGAAACGAGAUGAGAAACUGGGCAUAGAUUAUAUCGAGCAAGGGGCCUAUAUAAUGCACGAGGAUGCCAAUAAAACUCCUGUAAAUGAAUCGAAACAAGUGAUAGGAUCAGCAUCAGCUGCUAUGACUUCUUCGUCGAUUAUGACUCAAUCGCUUACGGAUUCCAGCACAAUCAAUGACCUGGAGGAGGACAGUACGAACUCUCAAAUUCAAAUGUCUUCGAUUUCGAGGCCCGCAAAUUAUUCAAUCACAACAGCGGGUGGCGCCACCACCACCACAGAAGAGAGUGAAGCUUUAACCGUGGUUUCUAGUCCUUUGGAUUCAUCACCACACACCCCCCGAAAUUCUAGCAAUAAGCAGCGCGAGUAUGCCACAGCUGGAUCUACCCCAAGUAGCACAGAUCAAGCUCCAAAAUCUCCGCAAUCAUCUUCACAAUCAGGCAAUAACUCAGGCACAUCUUCUAGCAAAACUACACCACCUAGACAAUCUUCUAAAGAGAGUGCCAGUCCCAGUGUACCCAUGCCAGGUGAUAGGAGAUCCAACGAUGAACUCUCCUAUGAGGAGUAUGUGCGAGCUUUGCAACAGAAAAUAGUGCAAAUUAGCACAACGGCCCGAGGGGAUUCGCUGGAGGCAAGGAAGCAGCGAAGAAAAAGCUCAAAGGGCGAGGCAACGUCUGGGGGAAGUGGUUUGAUUGCUCCUAAUCAACAACAACACCAAACAACUGUGAUAGAACCCGCAACAGAAACUAAUAUAAGAUAUGAUACCAAGGACCAAGGACCAUCUGCCCCAAAAUCACAAAAUACCGGCACAACAACAAUGGGUUCAACAUCACCAGUCAUUACAGAUAGAACAAAAGCGGCCGGUGGAGGAAUAGCCGCACAGCCACAAGUGCAAAAAGUACCUGAAAUUCCAACGCUCACAAGCAAACUGGAAGAAAUAACCAAAGAACGCACCAAGCAGAAGGACCUAAUACACGAUUUAGUCAUGGACAAGUUGCAGUCGAAGAAGCAGCUGAACGCCGAAAAGCGGCUACAUCGUAGUCGUCAGCGCAGUAUUCUGACUAGUGGCCUUGGUGGUACGGGCAGUGGCGGUGCUAUUUGCGGUUAUUCUAGUGGUUCCAGUUUAAGUCCAACACCAAAGCUAGCGGCAGCUGCAACCACCACUGACACAAACUGCACAAACCAGGCACACUAUCAUGUCUCUACGGCCGCUAAUUCCACAUCACCUUCGGCUCGUACUGCGGCGGCUACGCAACGUUUCCUUAGCAAUAGUUCCAGUUUUAAAGAGAACACACCUUUGCCAUCAUCCUAUGUGUCCACCUACGGCAUGGAGGCUCUGUCACCAACGCGGGCCAAUGCCUACAAACAAAGGCCGUUUAGUGAACACCUAGAAGGAGAUCAAUUCAAGGCAUUUGAAGAACGCUACAAAAUAAAUAAAACCCCAUCCUUUUCUAAUGUAAAAGGCUCACAACGCACAACAGUUUCCCAAACGUCAAGCAGUGAGAUAACCACACCCAUACCGCCAUUACGUCAAAAUAAAGGACGUAAUGGGGUCGCCACCGCUGAUGCAGAAUCCCUGACAAGAGAUUCGAACUUUUCUACCUCUACCGAAAAUUUACGUAGCGAAGCUAGAGCCAGGGCUCGUCUAAAGUCCAAUUCGGAAUUGGGACUAAGUCCCGAGGAGAAAAUGCAGUUAUUGCGAAAACGCAUACAAGCCGAUUACAAUUGCAAUAACUCGAAGCAGGUAGAUAUGCGUCCGGAUGCGGCUUCAUAUGAAAGGCAAACGAGUUUACGCGAAUCGAAAAUGAGCACGUCGAAGAGUGUCAACGAUUUGGCCUACUUAAGCAAUUCACAAAAACAAAAUGUUCAACAAAUUGGCAGCGGUACCAUAAGUCACCAAACACCAACUGUUAGAGCAGAUUUCACAUCAGAUCCUAAUAUUUUAAUGUCUGCUACAAGUCAACAACAACAGGGAGCCAAACCAUUGUCCAAAAAUAGCAGUCGAAGGGCCAAGGACCCGGAACGUAGAAAAUCCUUAAUACAAUCAUUGACGAAUUUCUUUCACAUGGGUCAAGGCGGCAGCAGCAGUAGCAAGGAGAACAAACAUCACAAGGACCAUGCAGCCAGUGAGGGCAACUCUGCACAGUCAGAGCAUCCAGGUACAACUGGUGGUGGUGCUAAUACUGUUAGUGGCAGCCACGGAGGAAGUAACUCUUCGGCUAUUGAUGGUGUUCUAAGUCGUUUUCGUAUAUCACCAAAGUCCAAAGAUAAGUCAAAGUCCUGCACUGAACUCAGGAGUUCCUAUAUUGGUCAAAAGGAUGAUUACAGUUAUCAUGGCAGUGGUUAUAGUAGCCCAUCACGCCGUUUAAGAACCUCUUCGGUAUCAAUGGCUGCCUUAUCCUCGUAUGAAGCACCCAAAAAACUUCAUUCUUCACAGGAUGCUCUAACGCAUUCACAACACUUAUCUCAUUCAACAUACUACAGUCAAAGUCAACUCAACACUAGGCCGAACAACAACCACAAUGGCAGUAAUUAUCACCAACAACGCAUACAGGGUAGUAGUAGUAGCAAUGGUAGUGGUAGUCAUCAUCAUCAUCAUCAACAACAACAUUACCAUUCCCAACAUCAACAGCAUCCAUCAUCAACAAAACACCAGUUAUACACAAACAAUCGCAAAGACAUGCGUUCCACACACAACAGUCCUCCAACCAAGAAAUCAUCAUCCUCAUCGGCAAUACUGGCCUUCUCCUCAUCCAGUCCACAAUUAUGUGUCGUGCAUAAAUCGCAAUCGAUGACAAAUACCUCCUCGAGCAAUGCUGUUGCCGCUCCCGCUUAUGAUGAUCAGACACCGCCUCCCAUACCGCCUUUGCCAUUGAAUUAUCAAAGAUCAGAUGACGAAAGCUAUACUACCGAGACUCGUGACCAGAAAAAACAGCGUGCAAUAUCGAAGGCAGUGCGUCAAGCUGAGCUUAAGCGAUUAAGAAUCGCUCAGGAAAUUCAGCGAGAACAAGAAGAAAUCGAAGUGCAAUUAAAAGAAUUAGAAACUCGAGGUGUACUCAUCGAAAAGGCUUUGCGGGGUGAAGAACAAACCUUGGAAAACUUGGAAUCUACCAAUAAUGUUGGUAGUAAUGAUGAAAAAUUACUUAAAGAACUUUUGGAAAUAUGGCGCAAUAUAACACAGCUCAAAAAACGCGAUGAAGAACUUGGUAUACGUCAACAGGAACUACAAUUGGAACACCGACAUGCCCAACUCAAAGAGGAACUAAAUAUGCGUUUGUCGUGCAACAAAUUAGAUAAAAGUUCUGCCGAUGUAGCUGCUGAAGGGGCCAUAUUGAAUGAAAUGUUAGAAAUUGUUGCCAAACGUGCCGCUUUAAGACCAUCAUCAUCAACUCUUGAUUUGGCUACCACCUCUGAACUUUUAAGAGGUGGUAGUGGAGGUGGCGCCACAAGCGGCGCAGAAGUGGCUUCUGGCAGUAGCAGUAGUAAAAUACACUUAAGUUCAUCAUCACAUGGACAAUCGAACGACAAUGAAGAAUCAAAUAUUUGAAGAUAUCACAUUUCUUGGAAUACCCUGAUUUCGUUAAUGCUUAUGGACAUAUUGAAAAUAUUGUUCUAAAUGAAGGAAAACAAAAACAAUGACUAGUGAUUUUUAACAAGGAAACCCAGUAAAACCAAAUGAGUUGAUUUAUACAAAAACCAAUUGCAAAUACAAUGUUAAGUAUCGGAACAAAAAGGAAAUAAACCCCAAGUGACAGUGAAAAAGAAGCCUUCUCAAAAUGCCUCAUCGAAAUCAAUUAGUAAACUAAAUUCUAUGAACAUUUUAUUAUAAUAUUAUUUAUAUAUACGAAGAAAAUAAGAAGCAAAAACAAAAAAAAAAUAAGAAGAAAAUAACCAAAAAAAAAAAAAACACAAUUUUCCCCCAACCAAAUCAAAAAAUAAUGAUUCUGAUUUUUUUAUUAGCUUUUGGCUAUACUGUUUUUCGAUAACAAGAACAAAAAACAAAAGAAAAAAAACAUGCAAGUAUUUGAAGUAAGCAUAAUGCCAAAUAUAGAAUUUUCUCUUUCGGGUUUUAAACUAACUAACUAAGAAGAAAGAGAUUAAUAAUUAUAAAAGCAAGAAACAAAAAGUUAUAAAAAAAGAAAAAAAAACAUUUACGACAUGUAUGAUGAUGAUGAUGAUGAUGAAUGCUUUAAACACACGUUGUAUUUUGUAUUUCCAAGUGAAAUGUUUCUAUUUUCUUUGUAUUUUUGCAUGAUUUAUGUGCGAGACGCAAUGUGUGUGUUGGUGACAAGGCGAAGAUUGGUUUAGUUUAGAAGGUAAUCCGUUUUUAUGUUUAUUUUUGAUAACAAAUCAAUUUACGAACUGCUAUAUAAUUUAUUUCUUUAUACAAUUAAUUGAUACAUUUAUUAAACAACCCUGGUCUUCUGCUAAUCUCUGACCCAACAUCCCCUUCUUCCUCCAAAAAAAAACACACACACACAUACACAACUAUUAUUAUAUUACACUAUACAUACUCUACUCUACUCUACUAUUACUUAUAUAGUAUAUGCUAUACGUCAUAUUCUUGUAAUACAUAUUGUGUAAUUUUAAUUACUAUUCAUAUUGUGCUAUUUAAAACAAAAAAAAACUGAAAAAUACGUUACGUUUUGUAUUUUAUAUGUUUUGUUUAUUAAUGUUUUGUUUUUGUAAUAUUUUUUUGUUUUUAAUUUUUUGUAUGUAUUUGAAUAAUGUAUGUAUUGUGAAGGAAAUAAUGUGGAUAUCAUAUAAGUAAAUGACACACAAACUUCAUGACCACCAGGUUAAAAGUUCACACAUCCACGCCCCACUAUCUAUACACAACAGAAACGAAACAAAUAAUACCUACUUAUUUAUACAUAUGUAUGUACUCUAUACACAAAAUGCCGAAUUUAUUGGUUUUUUUUUUAACUUCAUUUAGACAUGAACAAAAAGAUCAUCAGUCAAUAAAAACUUAUGUAGCAAA